Molecule: messenger RNA, 1098 nt
Organism: Alternaria rosae
Lineage: Eukaryota; Fungi; Ascomycota; Dothideomycetes; Pleosporales; Pleosporaceae
Product: versicolorin reductase
Exons: 1
Coding region: 165-971 (268 amino acids)
Molecular function (GO): oxidoreductase activity
Source: RefSeq, a predicted model, not a curated record
ACACUCGAGAUGUUUAUAAAGAGCCAGCACAAGAUGAGAAAGGUAAUCAGUAUACCCAAUUCAUCCUCACCCACCACUUCAACAACUUCAAGCUCCCUACCUUGAAAUUCUAUAUUUCAUCAUACACCGACCCAUAAUCAUCUAAACACCAACACAUUAUCAAAAUGGUCAUCAGCGUUCCCACUGCCUCCCUCGAGGGACAGGUCGCUCUCAUUACCGGUGCCGGUCGCGGCAUUGGAAGGGGUUGUGCUAUCGAGCUCGGCAAGCGCGGCGCCUCCGUCAUCGUAAACUACGUUUCCUCCGAAGGCCCAGCAAACGAGGUCUGCGAAAUCAUCAAGGGCUUCAACAACGGUGCCAAAGCCGUAGCCAUCAAGGCCGAUGUCAGCAAAGUCAGUGAGAUCAACAGACUAUUCGAGGAGGCGAAGAAGGCAUUCGGCAAGAUCAACAUCGUCAUGAGCAACUCAGGAACCGAGAGCUGGGACGUAACAGAGGAGAUCAGCGAGGAGAAGUACGACCAUGUAUUCAACCUGAACACAAGAGCACAAUUCUUCGUUGGCCAGACCGCAUACAAGCACAUCGAGGAUAACGGCCGCAUCAUCCUGAUGAGCUCCAUUGCCGCCGGCCUUCUCGGUGUCAAGGAUCACGCCCUCUACAACGCCUCCAAGAUGGCCGUCAUCGGUUUCAUCAAGGCGUUCGCAACCGACUUCGGAAAGCGCGGUAUCACCGUCAACGGUGUCGCACCAGGAGGUAUCAAGUCAGACAUGUUCACACAGAACGCUUGGCAUUACAUCCCCGGUGGCUCGCCUGACUGGCCAGCGGAGAAGAUCGAGAAUCUGAUGGCAAACCACUGCCCGCUUGGAAGGUGUGCCGUACCUGAGGAUGUUGCGAGGGUCGUCGCUUUCCUCGCAUCAGCGGACGGUGGCUGGGUCAACGGUCAAGUGCUGACCAUCUCCGGCGGAUCAUCCCAGUAAGCUGAGACUGAGGUGGUGAUGAUGAACGAAUGACGGUAGCAUUGUAUGUUUUCCAGCGCAUUUGAUAGAGAGCCCAGUUCGAAGCCAUCGCUCGAAUAAAACAACGAAUCAUAGCAAAAUCACUCGA